Cyphomyrmex costatus is the source of this 998-nucleotide messenger RNA. Its product is annotated as putative nuclease HARBI1. The annotation marks the transcript as partial. The record is from RefSeq and is a predicted model, not a curated record. The transcript is spliced from 4 exons. NCBI's taxonomy places the organism in Eukaryota, Metazoa, Arthropoda, Insecta, Hymenoptera, Formicidae.
AGACACAAGAAAAUAUUGUGCAGCUUAAACGAGAAUAUUAUAAAACAGAACUUUUUGAUGAUGCCAAUUUUCAUAGAAGAUUUGUAAUAUCGAAACACAGCUUCAAUAUGCUAUUAGACAAAAUUUAUGUAAAAAUACAACAUAAUACUGAUCGAAAUAAUGCCAUUCCACCUAUAAUCCAAUUAAUGGUUACUCUACGAUUUUAUGCAACCGGAUCGUUUUUGAUGACUGUUGGUGAUUUUUGUGGCAUCAGCGAAUCAAGUGCUCAUAAAAUUGUUCAUCGAGUAUCUCCUGCCAUUGCUGCAUUAAAAAAUGACUUUAUAAACUUUCCUACUUCAUCAGAACAAAUUUAUCAAAAUCAGCAAGAAUUUUUCCAAGCAGCUGGAUUUAUACAUGUUAUUGGUUGUAUUGAUUGUACACAUGUGAAAAUUCAAUCAUGUGGUGGAAGAAACAGUGAGUUAUACCGUAACAGAAAAGGUUUUUUUUCAAUAAACGUACAAGUCAUUAUUAAUGCAAGAUUGGAAAUUACUGAUAUAAUAGCACGUUGGCCAGGAUCUACACAUGAUUCCACUAUUUUCAGUAAUUCAAGAAUUAAAACAUUGUUUGAAGCAGAUAGAUUUGGAGACGGCUUACUCCUUGGAGACUCCGGUUAUCCAAAUUUAUCAUAUCUAAUGACUCCAAUAUUAAAUCCCACAACACCAGCAGAGCAUCUUUAUAAUGAAGCACAAAUUCGGACACGCUCAAAAAUUGAAAGGUGCUUUGGAAUUUGGAAAAGACGAUUUGCAAUUUUAUCAAUUGGAACACGGUUUCAAACAAUUGAAAAAACACUUCCUAUUAUUGUGGCAACAGCUAUUUUACAUAACAUUGCUCAACAGGAAAUAAUUCCAGCUGCAAUUAAUCCUCAAAUAUAUAAUAAUGCCAUUCUACAAAUACAACGUAUAGAUAAUACACAUUUUAAUAAUAAAAGAAAUGCAAUUUUGGAAUAUUUUAAUAGGUAA